GUACGACUAUGACUACCUUAAACAUAACCUCAAUCACGUCAUCUGGCAAUAUCCCCUCGCAGAAGCUUAGCAUGCCAUUCUCAUCCACAAACUACUUUGUUUAGACUAGCAACUGCUCAUGCGCAUCGAAUGGCUUCUACCUAAGCCAAGGGUGCCUAAAUCUGUGUCCACAGGAACUCUAGUAGCAUUCUUCUCACGAAAAGUUAUCCUCUCCGUACCUACUUUUACUUACUGUAUUGAACACAACACAAAACUGCUCACAUAUAUAGUCUCUUUCAGCUUCUUGAAUAAAGCUAGUGAGGGAACGGUAUUUUCGAGUUACUAGCAUAAGGGGCGUAAAUAAGACACCUUUUAUCUGAGCCGUACAUAAAAUAAUGCACUUUAAUCACCAGAUUCUUACGUGAUAACAAUAUUUUCAUGUAACAUCUAGUCCACAGAUAUCCAAUUUACUCUCUUCACACUUAUCACGCUAAUAUAAUAUUAAAAGAUUUUUUUAUUGUUAACAAUAAAUAAGUGAGAUAUAAAGAGAUAAUAAUAACAAUAACAAUGCGGAAUAUUGAGAUAAAAGCAAAAGUUAAUAAUCCAGAACAUUUAAUUUCUUUAACUAAAGAGCUGACAGAUUCUGACUGUACAAUCAUAAAGCAGCAUGAUACUUUCUUUAAAGUAGCAGAAGGUCGAUUAAAAUUACGACAGUUUGAAGAUGGGUCUGGAGAGUUAUUAUAUUACAUAAGAUCUAAUACAUUGGGUCCCAAACUCUGUAACUAUCAGAAAACAAGUCUUAAUCCUGAUGCCUGUACCGGUAUUAGAAAUAUUUUGAGUGCAUCAAAUGGUUGUAUCGGUAUUGUAAAAAAGACUAGAAAGUUAUAUAUGAUUGGUCAGACCCGAGUACACAUUGAUGAAGUUGAAGGUUUAGAAACUUUUAUGGAGUUAGAGGUUAUUUUAGAGGAUGAACAAGAUAUGGAAACUGGAGAAAAAAUUGCUCAAGAUUUAAUGGCUAAAUUAAAUAUAAAGAAUGAAGAUUUAAUAGCAAAUGCUUAUAUAGAUCUCCUAUUAAAGAAUUAAGCUAAUUAUAAGGGAAAUAUAAAACAAAAAUAUCUAAAAUACA
Molecule: messenger RNA, 1105 nt
Organism: Nomia melanderi (Alkali bee)
Lineage: Eukaryota; Metazoa; Arthropoda; Insecta; Hymenoptera; Halictidae
Source: RefSeq, a predicted model, not a curated record